AUGUUGCUAGUCACACUAGCUUUAGAUCCACCGGUAAUAGAGUGGCUCAUCUUUGCCGGCACAUACGCAAUGAGAACCGCGUCCAAACCCGCCGUGAAGCGAACAUUCGGCGCCCUCCUCCUCUUCGCCUUCUUCCUCCUCGCCGUCAUCUCGAUCCCCACGGACUCGACCUUCGAGCCCAAGCCCACCUCCCCCGUACUGACGAGCGCCUUCGCCACCUCCAAGCUCGAGGCCUACCGGACGGCACACAGGACGCUGACAGACCCGCUCCAACGGUGCCUCUACCACCGGGACAGCGGUAUUCCCGACUGGUACAGCAUCCCUCGCCUUUGCUGGGGCGAGAUGCUUGUUGACAAGUUGCAAGCGGUCAAGGGUGCUAUCCGCGCGGACGCGAAAGCGCUAUUCAAGGAGACGUGUGCGGCGGUACGCAAGUUGAGGGGCCAUUUUGGUGGUGGCCAGGGGGCGGCAGCGAAGUCGGAAAAGGAAACAGAAUCAGCUAAUCAACAGAACCAGUCAAACCCAGCGGAGAUCUUCUGGGAUAGGAUGUGGGAGAACAUGCUAACGAAUGUGCGACAGUGCCUAGACUGGUUUAUGGACACCAUACUCUCGCUUUCCGCCAGAAUGAAAGCAGCACAUUAG
This is a messenger RNA of Chaetomium globosum CBS 148.51, 639 nucleotides long. RefSeq lists its product as uncharacterized. Lineage: Eukaryota; Fungi; Ascomycota; Sordariomycetes; Sordariales; Chaetomiaceae. The transcript is spliced from 2 exons. The record is from RefSeq and is a predicted model, not a curated record. Bases 1 to 639 code for a protein of 212 amino acids.